Messenger RNA from Psilocybe cubensis, 711 nucleotides. RefSeq lists its product as uncharacterized. The record is from RefSeq and is a predicted model, not a curated record. NCBI's taxonomy places the organism in Eukaryota, Fungi, Basidiomycota, Agaricomycetes, Agaricales, Agrocybaceae. Gene Ontology annotation, molecular function: acyltransferase activity, transferring groups other than amino-acyl groups. The transcript has 7 exons. The coding region runs from base 1 to 711 and encodes 236 amino acids.
AUGCCAGCAUUCACGGUUCAGCGCGUACAGAACCCAACUGGUAGGAAAACCUCAUUUCUUCACGGUGUGAUUCGAUCUGAUUCUAUUCGAUCCUCAGAGGAGGAAAUCAAUGCUUCGGCUGAUCUGUUCUACGACCUCAUGCAAGACAAUCAAGGAGCGAUUAGUCUGUCGGGAGGCGACAAGUCGUUGAUGAAGCUGCAAGCAUUGGCUAUGCUAAGGGCCGGUAUUCUGGCAGGAGAAUAUUAUACCGCUACCAAUAAAGAUGGAAAGUUGAUUGGAUACACUCUAUGGAUGCCUCCGGGUCGAGAAAUUUUCAGCACCGAAGAAGAAAGACAACUUGGCUUUAACGAGUUCAUGGCUCGCCUUCCAGAUCAGGGCAAGGAGUACUUCCGAACAACGUUUCUUGCGCACUUCCCGGGAUUUGUGAACAGUAUACUUGGGCCUACUGGAAAACUUGACUCCUGGUGGCUUCACAUGGCAAUGGUUGACCGAAAUUAUCAAAAAAUGGGAAUCACAAGGGCACUGAUCAACCUUGUUCGCGAAAAGGCCUCUGUAUCUGGGGAUACGCUGGCUUGUUCUACAACCAACGACAAUAACGUUCCUGUUUACCUUGCUCUAGGCUUCACUCAUCGAGGGAGGAAGAUUAUGCCUUCUCCAUGGGGCGAUUGGCCAGUUCAUCUAUUCUCGCUCGAUACCUCUUUGACAUCAUAA